Syngnathoides biaculeatus (alligator pipefish) is the source of this 2343-nucleotide messenger RNA. RefSeq names its product lysosomal associated membrane protein 1a (gene lamp1a). Gene Ontology annotation, cellular component: membrane. NCBI's taxonomy places the organism in Eukaryota, Metazoa, Chordata, Actinopteri, Syngnathiformes, Syngnathidae. The record is from RefSeq and is a predicted model, not a curated record. The transcript is spliced from 9 exons. Bases 328 to 1581 code for a protein of 417 amino acids.
CAGGAGCGUGCUCACGUGACGUAGUAUCCGCGACGCCACCAGUUCACGUGAUACUUCACGGUUUUUAGUUGGCUGCGGAGCAGUCGCGGAUGACUAGCAUAUAAAUGUAACUACCGUCACGUCGUCCAAAAAAAAAAAACAAUUGAAUAAAAGAAGGAGGCAUCACUUAAUUUGACCGUGUGCCGUGUCAAGUGCACUUUCCUUUCGGGGAGGACCCACCUGCUUCGGCCGAGCGACAUCCAUCUGUCUGUCGCUACAUCCCCAAAGACUUUCUGCGUCACAGUCGGUGACUGCAAUUGUACUGUCUGCGGUGACACGACGCAAAGGAUGAAACCAUCCAUGGCGUGUGGCUCGCUGUUGCACCUCACUUGGUUUGCCGUUUUGGGUUGUCUUCAGGCUGUUACUUUUGAAGUGAAGGAGAGGAACUCCACGUGCAUCAAGGCUGAACUCUCUGCACUGUUCUCCAUCACGUACAACACUUCCAGCGGCGUGAGAACUGUGGAGGUGCCCUUGCCUGACACAACCACAGUUGAUACAGCAACCAGCUCAUGUGGCACAGUUGACAGCUUACAAUGGCUGGUGGCAACGUUUGGUUCUGGACACACAAUGGGGUUGAGUUUCUCAACCAAUGGAAGUCUUUACAAUGUGGCCACCCUGACUCUCCAGUACAACCUCAGUGACUCCUCUAUCUUCCCCGAAGCCAACAGUUCUGUUGUGGUGACUGUUAUGUCCAGUUCAGUUGGGAUCUGGGCGGCAAUCAACACCACCUACCAUUGUGUGAGCGCCACCUCUGUAGGAGUUGGGGGACAGACAGUCACAUUCUCUAAUAUGAGACUUGAAGCAUACAUGCCAGGAAAUGAUCUGAGUUCAGCUGAAACAAUAUGUGCUCCAGAUCAGGUUAGCACUACAACUCCUACCACCACCACCAGUACUCCAGUCACACAUUCUCCAACACCCACACCACCUGGAACUCCUGAACGGGGAGCUUACUCCAUUAGAAACAGCAAUGGCACAGUCUGUCUCUUGGCCCAAAUGGGACUACAACUUAAUUUUUCCUACGUGUCUCAAUCUCAGAAUAAGACAAUCCAAGAAAUUUUUAAUCUCACCCCUAAUCACACAAUUUCUUCUGGAUCCUGUGAAUCCAGCAGGGCUACCUUAGUUCUGACACAGGAUGGAACCACCACAUUAACUCUCACCUUUUCCCUGAACUCCACAACCAGCAAGUACCACCUUAGCGGGAUAAUCAUGCUCGCCAAUUGGUCUGAUAUGACAGCUCCCUUUUCAGCGAGUAACAGCAGUCUUGACUACCUGCGAACUACCCUGGGACGCUCCUACUUGUGUGAUGCAGAGCAAACUCUGGCUGUGGUGCCAAGCUUCUCUCUUAACACAUUCAGGCUGCAGCUUCAACCCUUUGGCGUCACCAUCAACAAAUUUGCCAGAGCGGAGGAUUGUCAGAUGGAUCAAGACCAGAUGCUCAUCCCCAUCAUUGUUGGAGCAGCCCUUGCCGGCCUCGUCCUGAUAGUCCUCAUCGCAUAUCUAAUAGGUCGGAAGAGGAGCCAGGCUGGAUACCAGACCAUCUGAACAGAACCUUCUUCAGAAAGCAACAUGACAGGACAAGUGUGAAGUUUAACAAUGAGACGGCAAAACUGCAGACAAAAGCAUUAGUCAGUGGAAACAAGUGUUGCUGUCUGCAUGUUGUUUCAUAAUAUUUGGAUAUUAAUUUUCUCUUUCAAUUUUAUUUCCUGAGAUGAUAAUGAAAAGUCAAAUGCAACUAUGCAUCAAGCCUGAGUCCAUGAUAGAGGUUGCAUGUUAACCUUGUUUUUGGAAUGUUUUUAUCUUUGAGAUUAUAUUUGCACGAUUGUUUUGUUUUCAAGUUUGUAAAUUGAGAUCAUUUCUUUCCCGAUGAGUUCAGACAGAGAGGUAAUAUUAUGAACCGAAGGAUAUUUUUAUUUUUUUAACAUUUUUGUAAGAUGGACAGCUAAGAAUGUGUCCUUUCAAAUGUUACCAACGAGUUAAUAGGGUGUGUCUCCCAUUAGCAAGUUCACCAACGCUCAGAUGCUUCUCCCCCCACAAUGCUUUGCAGUGAAGAUUUGUGCUGCAUUGCUUUUUGAUCGUAAACAUAGUAUGCUUUUUGUUCUUUAUUUUUUUAAACCAGUAUGUGCGGUGGGCCAACAAAGUCUGCCUUGUGGGUGUGUUUUCUAUUGCUGAUAAUCCUCAACAUCAACAAAAAGUGUUCAUAUGAACUGUCGUAAUUUGAUCGUUAUUUUUAUAGGAAAUGUUUUAAAGUCAUACAGUAUUUCCAUUGUGCGUACUACUGAAAGAUAAUAAACAUUUUGGUGGUGA